Molecule: messenger RNA, 1238 nt
Organism: Elaeis guineensis (African oil palm)
Lineage: Eukaryota; Viridiplantae; Streptophyta; Magnoliopsida; Arecales; Arecaceae
Source: RefSeq, a predicted model, not a curated record
GGAUGACCGUUGCCUUCCUUUUUGUUUUUUUUCCUCUCUCCUUUCUUUUUCGGUUCCGAGCGAGAUAGAGAGACAGCGGCGAGAUGGGCGGCGGCGGUGGGGAGUCGUCGGCGGCGGCGUCUCCGAACGGGAAGAGGGGGAGAGAUCCGGAGGAUGAGGUCUACCUCGACAACUUCCAUGCCCACAAGCGUUAUCUCAGUGAGAUAAUGGCUUCCAGUCUGAAUGGAUUAUCAGUGGGGGAUUCCUUCCCCGAGAAUCUUAUGGAAUCCCCAGCAAGAUCUGAAAAUAUCUGUUGCCCCAGGGAUGAGAUUGCCGCACAGUACUCUCCAAUGUCAGAAGAUUCAGAUGAUCCUCGGUACUUUGAGACCCUAUUAAACACCAUCACAACCCAAUCUGAUGUCAUGAAUAGCUCUACCAGUCCAGUUUCUCCUCACAGGCAUCAGAAACCAACAAUGUUCUCUUCUUCCAAUCCCUACCCUCUUCCUAGUUGCACCCUUGCCUCUGUUGUCUGCUCCCAUCCACGCCACCGGGGAUCAGACUCAGAAGGUCGGUUUCCAUCUUCACCAAAUGAUGUGUGUCACACAGCAGACCUCAGACGGGCUGCGCUGUUGAGAUCAGUGCAGAUGAGAGCACAGCCACAUUGCCCACCUGCAUGUGCAUUACCAUUUAGUAGUGGGCAAGAGAAUAUCCAGAGUGUAGAAGAGGAAGAAGACCGGUCCUUCUCAUGUAUUAAGACUAUGGAUGAUGAAACCAGUUAUCAAAUCUCAGAACCUGAAGCAGACUUCAUUGAGGAUUGUUCAUCAGUGGAGGCUCUCUUAGAGACCGAACUUGGACAAGAGUAAGCAUCAUAUGGUAUUAUGCAUGGAUUUUUAUUUUUUGUGUGGUAUGGAAAACUUAUUGGGGAAAAAAAAAGAAAAAAAGGUAUAUUGGAAAAGAAGCCACUGAAGGAGAAUUUUUAAAGAGUAUGUGGAAGACUUUAUCAGAAAAGAAAAGAAAAGUAUAUGGAAGAGAAGCCUGAAGGAGAAUGGUGUUGUAGAAUAGGAUCAACCGUUCAGCUUGUUCCCUGAGAUGAUGCAGAGAUUGCUCCUUGUACAUUUGGAGGUGCAUUGAACCUUCUUUUUUUUUUCUUUUUUUUUAAUUAUUCUAUUGCACACUUGUUAAGUCUGGAACGAAAGGAUUUGGAGGGUUUUUGAACUUCGCUGGACAUGUGAAAAAAUUAUAUCCAUAUUUGUUUUAAA